This is a messenger RNA of Cherax quadricarinatus, 2292 nucleotides long. RefSeq names its product SNARE-associated protein Snapin. Gene Ontology annotation, cellular component: synaptic vesicle; BLOC-1 complex; BORC complex. Gene Ontology annotation, biological process: lysosome organization; intracellular protein transport; lysosome localization. Gene Ontology annotation, molecular function: SNARE binding. The record is from RefSeq and is a predicted model, not a curated record. Lineage: Eukaryota; Metazoa; Arthropoda; Malacostraca; Decapoda; Parastacidae.
UGAGAGUGAGUGUAAACAAAGAUGGCUGACACAGAGAGCAGCUGCACCUCUGUGGGUGACCGUACUGAAGACCUGGUGUCCCCCACCAGGGACGCCCUUGUGGACGGCAUCGUGGGUCUCCUCAAGCCCUGUCUUGACCAGCUGGAUGACAGGGUCCGUGCCACCAGAGUGAGUCAGAGUGAGCUGCACCAACAGCUAGAGGGACUGGCAGCAGAGUUGGCCCGGGUGCAGGAACAGACCCGGUGUCCUUUACAGCUUGAUGCGUAUAUUAAAAAGUUGCAAAAUGCUAAGAGAAGAGUAGUUGUAGUUAACAAUAUUCUCCAAAACACACAAGACCGUCUCAACAAAUUACACACUCAGGUUAAUAAGGAAAAUGCACGUCGUAGAGCUCUGCUAGAAACUACAUCCCCCUUGUCAAUCACACCCUCAACUUCUCUCCAUGCUCCUUAACUGAUUUUUCAGUGGCUCUGAAGAUAUUUCCAUAGGCAUUUUACCUCUGAAUAUUAUAUAUCAGGAGUCAGAUGUGAUGUCUUUAUUAACUAGUUAAUAAUUUAAUGUGAGAAAAUAAUUUAGGUAUAUUUAAAUUAAAAUAUGGCUUAGAUUGUGUAUUAUCUAUGUUUUAUACAGUAGUUAUUUAUUGUAGGUUUUCAGAUUUCAAUAGGAUUUUAUGCUCAGAUAUACACUAGCUGAAGGUUUCCUCGAGUAGGAAACAGAGAGCCAGUAUUCUUGAGAUUUGGCAUUCCAGUACGGUUUUUGUCCUUGGUUAAUUUUUCAUGUUUAUUUUCUGUAUAAAGACAAUGUACAGUAAACAAGUCUGAUUCAAAGACAUAGUACUGUGCCUCUAGUCAUUUGUCAGUCUCGUGAUAGUUGAUAUUUUUUUAAUAGUCUGAUUGUAUACUUUUGUUGAGGCAUUGUUGAUAGUUGUUUUGUAUACCACUUUAUAUUAUUUUAUACAUUAUCUUUGGUUUUACUUAUUAAGACAAAUAAAAAGGCUGCAUACAGAAUGGAAGAGGAAUUAAUUAAUACAAUUAAGACUCCAAUUUUCUCCCAUAUUACCUCUGAAGAUCUGGACCAUAUAUACGAGCCAUCAGAAGAUAGUUUCCUACUUAUUGAUGCUUUAGAAAAGGAUUUAGAUCUUAUUCGCAAAAGCAAACCAUUGUUAUGUUUGGAAGUUGGUUCAGGUUCAGGUGUCGUGAUAACAGCUUUGGGUACUGUUCUAGGGUCCCAGUGUCAUUAUAUAAGUACAGAUAUCAACCUCCAUGCCUGCCGUGUGACCAAAGAGACUGGAAGGCUAAAUGGUGUGGAUAUUAAAGCUGUUUGUACAGAUUUAGUGACUGAUGUGAUGGGUGAUGUAAAAGGGGCUGUUGAUGUAUUGCUUUUCAAUCCACCCUACGUUGUCACCCCAUCAGAAGAAGUUGGACGAGGGGACUUGGAAUACACUUGGGCAGGUGGCGAGUGUGGACGUGAGGUAAUGGAUAGACUAUUUCCAAGUGUAGAUAGUCUCUUAUCACCUCAUGGGAUAUUUUACUUGCUGGUAUUAAAGGAAAAUAAUCCUGCCGAUAUUGAGCAGAUAAUGGCCAAACUUGGAUUUACAUGUACCUGUGUUAUAGCCCGUAGAACUGGUCAGGAGAGCCUCUCUGUAUUAAGGUUUUCUCGGCAAAAAUGAGUAGAAACUUGUUAUUUAUUGGAAGUAUUCAAUUUAAAUAAAAAUGCAGAGAAAUUCUUUUUUGUUUAUUUCUUACAGCUUACCAGGAACAAAAAUGUUAAAUGACCCUUGUUGCAACAGACAGCAGUGCAUUUCAGACAAGCACUAGAAAUAAGCUAUAGUUACCGACUGCUACCUGGUGGAACCUGGGCAUUGGUUUACAUUUUACAAUGCGUAGAACAUAUGUACACUGAAUAAGUAAGUAGUAUUUGUGAAAAUUAUUUGUUAGGUUAUUAGUGAAAAUAAUAAUACUUUAUUUUGGUUGUGCAACACAUCUGAGCCAAUCAUUGGGUUGAUAUAGUUUUGUGUAAUGUGCUUGUCAAAUGUAAACAGAAAUGUAUAUCUACUGAUGGCAGAGUAAGGUUUAGUUGCUGAAUUCAUUAGGUUAGGUUACCAUAUGCACAACAAAAUAUCUCUACUGAAAAACCAACUUAAUAUUGUAUAAUUCAAACUAUAAUUAACCCUUAAAUGGUUCAAACAUAUAUAUACGUUCACCUCCGCAGCGCCCCGAAUAUUUUGAAAAAAAAAAAAAAAAUUAUAGAAAAAAAAGAGCAUGUGGCACCCAGGCAUCCCCAUUUUUUUUCAUA